AGGAAGGAAUGUGAGACGGAUGCUGAUGUCCACCUGAUCCAGCGCUUGGAGAGCUGGAGGAGGGAGGGUCUCCGCGCACGCUGCGCUCGGGCGUAAUAAACGCGCGUCCUCACUGCAGGGGAACCGGGAAGCGUCCGGGCCGCAGCACCUGGCAACCUCAUUAUUAUCCAACGGACAAAUUCGAACCAACGUCAGAGGAUCGCGUCAGCUCCGCGCUGUCAGGACGCAAACCGUCAUCAUCAGCCGAUACACGCUGCGAGGCGACUCAGGCGAGGUCACCGCACAACCACGGUCUUUCUGAAGGCCGUGUGAUCCCAUGUGCCUCGUUCCCAAUCUGAAGCGCUCACAAACCUCAAAACAACCUCAGGCACUGGAACAAAUAAUCAUCUCUCCAUCCAGUUGUGUUACCGAGACCUCAGAGAGGAUGUGAGUAGGAGGGUGAGUCUGGAAAACCCCAAUAAGUCCAACUCCGAGAGGAAAUAUAAUUACAUGGAUGCGAUGGACUGAAGGGUCAACUGAUCCCAGAUCACACCAGUUUUGGAGUUGACAAUGGUGUUGUUUCUGAUUGGGAUCUCUACAGCCGUGAAUAAUUCAUCUCAUGAGAACCAAACUGCAGAAAACCCAACCCAUCAGGGUGCUCACGUUCUGCCCUCGACGCUUGUCCUGUCGCUGCUCCUCAUCAUCAUUGUCCUCCUGACGAUCUACUGUCUGAGGUUCAAAAACCACAGAAAAGCUCUAGUUACCUCAGUGGACAAGAAGAUUCCAACUGGCUUUUUGGAGGAACAAGGAGAGCAGACAGUGGUCCUCCUCCCCAGGUCUCCCUCACCAUCCAAGAGGUACUUCCCGAUCCCUCUGGACUCGCUGGAGGAGGAGUUCCGGAUGCGCUCCGCGGAUGAUGGCAAGCUCUUCAGAGAAGAGUUCAACUCGCUGCCAUGUUACUACCACCAUGGGUCCUUUGAGGAGGCGAGCAGAGAGCACAACAGAGAGAAAAACAGAUACCCAAACAUUUUACCAUAUGACCAUUCAAGAGUGGUGUUAAGCCAUCUGGAUGGACAUCUUUGUUCAGACUACAUUAAUGCAUCGUAUAUAGAUGGUUUCAAAGAGAAGAAUAAAUUCAUUGCCGCUCAAGGCCCAAAGAUUGAGACAGUGGCGGACUUCUGGCAGAUGAUUUGGGAGCAAAAAACAGCAACCGUAGUCAUGCUGACAAAUCUAAAAGAAAGGAAGGAGGAAAAAUGUUUCCAAUACUGGCCGGAAAAAGGCUGCUGGAUGUACGGGAAUGUCAGGGUGGUGAUGGAAGACUUCACCGUACUGGUGGACUACACCGUUAGAAAGUUCUGUGUACAAUAUCAGGGCAGCGACGGCCUCCGAGCUCCCCGCCUGGUCACCCAGCUACACUUCACCAGCUGGCCAGACUUCGGGGUGCCUUUCUCACCCAUUGGCAUGCUUAAAUUCCUCAAGAAGGUUAAGGCUGUCAAUCCGUCAUACGCUGGGCCCAUUGUUGUGCACUGCAGUGCUGGGGUGGGCAGGACUGGGACCUUCAUUGUCAUUGACAGCAUGAUCGACAUGAUGCACUCGGAGCAGAGGGUGGAUGUCUUCGGCUUUGUGAGCAGAAUACGAGAGCAGCGCUGUCAGCUCAUCCAGACAGAUAUGCAGUACUCCUUCAUCUACCAGGCGGUGCUGGAGUACUACCUGUAUGGAGACACGGAGCUCGAUGUCUGCUCUCUGGAGGGACAUCUGCAGAGGCUUCACAACACCAGGGCUCCUCACGACAGGCUGGGCCUGGAGGAGGAAUUCAGGAAGCUGACCAAUGUGCGCAUAAUGAAGGAGAACAUGAGAACUGGGAACCUGCCCCCCAACAUGAAGAAGAACCGUGUUCUUCAGAUCAUCCCAUAUGAUUUCAACCGUGUAAUACUCUCAGUAAAAAGAGGACAGGAGUUCACCGACUACAUCAAUGCCUCCUUUAUUGAUGGCUACAGGCAGAAGGACUAUUUUAUCGCAACCCAGGGCCCCUUGUCUCACACAGUGGAGGACUUCUGGAGGAUGGUGUGGGAGUGGAGGUGUCAUUCAAUCGUUAUGCUCACCGAGCUCAAGGAGCGAGAGCAGGAAAAAUGUUUCCAGUACUGGCCAUCAGAGGGCAGUGUAACAUUUGGAGAUUACAAAGUGGAGCUAACUGGAGAUGCUCAAUGUGAAACCUUCACUCUGAAGGACAUGAUGUUCACCUGCAGGCAGGAAAAGCAGUCGCAACACGUCCGACACUUCCACUUCCACGGAUGGCCUGAGAUCGGAAUACCAGCGGAGGGAAGAGGGAUGAUUGACAUCAUUGCCGCUGUGCAGAGGCAGCAGCAGCAGUCUGGAAACCGGCCCAUCAUCGUGCACUGCAGCGCCGGCGCGGGUCGGACCGGCACCUUCAUCGCCCUCAGUAAUAUUCUGGAGCGAGUGAAAGCUGAAGGCCUGCUGGAUGUUUUUCAGACAGUCAAGAGUUUACGAAUGCAGAGGCCGCACAUGGUUCAGACUGUGGAGCAAUACGACUUCUGCUACAGAGUGGUUCAAGAUUUCGUUGACAUUUUCUCAGACUACGCCAAUUUUAAAUAGCAUCUGUCAGAUACUGUUCCGCGCGCGGCCGUCAAAUUAACUUAUGCAACUUUUUUCUGAAUGUUCUUUUCUAAAGUAAGCUCUUUUUACAUUUUGCGCUCAAUUUGUUUUGACGUGCUGUAAUAUAAUGAAGAACACCCGCGCGGCCGGACAGUCCGCCGCUUUCAGGAAUAUUCAUCAGAGUGCGACAUUAAAGUGUAUGAAAUGUGAAAUGUGUUCAUGCUAAUGGUUUAUUUCUUGAGGUGCAAAGAAAAGGUUUGUGUUGCAUAAUUACAUCAUUCUGAGGGUCAAACGUCUUUAGAAUACAGUAGUGGACACAGUUCAGCUAAUCAGCUAAUAGCUAAUCAUUGAAGCUAACAUUUUCAUUAGCGGAUGAGCUUUUCAGCUAACUCUGAAAACUGUUAGCGGAACAAAUACCUUCUACUAAAUUUAGUUAAGAUAACUUCAAGUCAACUCACAUAUUUUUGACUAACAUUUAACGGUUUCUGUUGGAGCUUCUAAACUAAUCCAGUAAGCUAACUUUUCAUUUAGUGGAUUAGCGAUUAUGGAGCUAACUUUUAGGUUAGCUGUUCCCACCACUGCUGUUCAUUAAUUUUGUAACUUUACAUAAAUAUGUAUAUAUACUGUAAUAUAUAUUUCUGGUUUAUUACAUAAAACAAAUCACUUAUGAGUUAUAAAUUACAUGCUUCAUUUUAUUAACCACAAUGCCUUUUGGUUUGCAUUGUCUUGUACUUUUUCUGCCUACUGAUGACUGUGUGUGUGGUACUGUAGGUAGAGUAAGUUAAUUAUGAUUAAUGUUUCUGUAAAAAAUUGUCAGAUAAGUGUGAAUAAUACAGUAUUUACAAGGUACUUCGAGCUUCAGCAAAUACACAAGCAGUAGAUACAUUUCACUGUAUCAUACGCUGCAAAACGACCUCACUUCUGUCUCUGAAUAACUUAGCAGCUGCUGCCGGUUGCAAUUUUAUUCAACUUUAACAAGUUUCCUUUUUUGCUCAUGGCAAUAUUGCUGAGCGGUGUGGUGCCUGAUGUUGCCAGACGCAGCUAAAUGACAUCGAAACAGGCAAUAAAUACUGUAUUUUGUGAAUUCAAAUGUAUUAUGAUUCUGAAUGUUUUGCAGCCAAUCAUCACAACCUAAUUAAAAAAAAAGUUUUUUAUGAGCAUUUAUAAACUGAUUUCUCACAUGCAGAUUUGUAUAAAGCAGUGCCAUACUGAUUAGAAAAAUUAUUCUAAUCAUAUAAAACCUGUCACCGAGUGACAAAAUGCUAAUAUUUAUGUUAAUCCAGAU
Molecule: messenger RNA, 3877 nt
Organism: Thalassophryne amazonica
Lineage: Eukaryota; Metazoa; Chordata; Actinopteri; Batrachoidiformes; Batrachoididae
Product: receptor-type tyrosine-protein phosphatase epsilon-like
Exons: 21
Coding region: 550-2592 (680 amino acids)
Biological process (GO): protein dephosphorylation
Molecular function (GO): protein tyrosine phosphatase activity
Source: RefSeq, a predicted model, not a curated record